Molecule: messenger RNA, 610 nt
Organism: Amorphotheca resinae ATCC 22711
Lineage: Eukaryota; Fungi; Ascomycota; Leotiomycetes; Helotiales; Amorphothecaceae
Exons: 1
Coding region: 135-557 (140 amino acids)
Source: RefSeq, a predicted model, not a curated record
CCUGUGCCUGUGCCUCGUUGGGUCUCGAGUCUCAAGUCUCAAGUCUCAAGUCUCUCUCUCUUGUCUUGUCCCUCUUGUCCCUCUUAUGGGUCUUAUCCCUCUCCUCUCCUUGUCCUUGGCAACGCGCCUACUGUAUGUAUGUCAUCUCUGCCUCGGUCCCUAGCCACUGGAACGCCGCCAUAAGUGACCUUUUGCCUGCGGACUACUGGGAUACCUACCUUACCUAUACCUAUACCUUACCUUACCUUACCUACCUACCUUACCUAUCUACAGUCCUACCACGCACUCGCCUCCACUUACUCUUUCUUCUCUUCUGCUUGGGCGCGGGCUCGUCAGCUUCGGGCCUGGGAUCCAUCUACCUUACCUACCUCCCUUCACCUCAUCAUCUACCGAGUACCUAUCCUAUGUCAACUCCCUCCCGGCCCUGCUUGCACCUUACGCUAUCUGUGCCUAGGCCCCCUCGACGUACCUGGUUGCGCCGGAUCGUCCACCGCACUGAUAUCUUGUCACUGCCUCCCCCGCACUCCUGGACCUCGCCCUCUGGCCGCUGCUACUAAUCUAAUAUAAAACCUUAACCCCCCCUUUCUUAUCACAUCCCUCGUGCGCCUCC